GUGACAUACGUUUUACAAACUUUACAGAAAUGUUUCUAAUUCCACUACUGACAUGUUUGCUUCAACAGGCCAGUGAUUGAUAGAUAGAGAUAGAUACUUAAUUUAUCCAGAUGGAAAUUGGGGCAUCCAAUAGCUUAUGACAUCCACAUACCCACAUGCAGAACAUGAAACACUUAAAACAGGAAGAAAAUGCAAUUGUGAGAUGAUUGUCUAUCCACCAGAUGUUCAUGACACACAGUGCUGAUAGGCUUAUGUAAAUAUGUAUUUAAGAACAUGAUGAUGCUUUCCAUUCCACUCCAUUUAGUCUCCCGUUUUUGGGACAUACAUUGUAUAAAUAGUAGGCGAGAGCCAGGACGAAGUUAACACCUCAUUUAAAAACACAAUGUUUGAGACUGAAAGCCAAUAUUUUUUCACUAGCAACCUACAUCUGUCCUCUGUUAAAUGCAGUUGCACUUUUAGUCCUGGACAAGGCCGUUCAGGAAUAAUUUGAGCAAACCUUGUGAAACAAUCAAGUAGCUGCCAAUUAAGCUCUUAAAACAUAAAAAGACUUGCUGCCUCUGUGAGUUAGUGAAUCUAAUCUACUAAUUACAGCUCUAUGUGCUACUCCAGCGUUUGGCAUGUAUUCCUUAAGCCCUGAACUCCUCGCCAGCAGAAAAUUGGGCAAUUUUUGAGUCUUUGUGUUCAUUCAGUUAUUAAUUUCUCACUUUGUAUGUAUUUUAUCUUCUCUUUCUCAAGUUUAUCUUUUCUUUCUCAAGUCUCAGAUAACAGAGAUUGUGAGCUAUAGACUUCCAUGCUCUCUCUUAUCAUAGACCUACAUGUUGGAAGUGUAGUUCCACUUUAAGAGGCUGCUCGUUUGCUAUUGGUUUGGUGCUGCACUCGGCUCGAGCCAAUAGCUCGCAGGACUGUACAAAGAGAUCUACUCCCUCCCUCACAGUGAAGUGUAAACCCAUCAGGGAUGAGUGUAGGAGAGAAGCUUGUGCACACACGGAUGGAAAAUGUUGAUCGGUCCAAAAGAGAGUCUCGGUCCAAUGUUCCUAUCAUGGUUGGAUACAGAAUCUUCUAGUUUUUAGGGUGAAGGAUACGUAUGUAAAUGGGGAGUUCGACUGUGUUUUCGUGGAAAUGAACUACUGCAGGAAUAACCGUGUUUGGAGAUUGCGGGCGCCUUGGCUUUUUUAUUUUGCCGUUUGGUGGAAUGCAGUUAAUGCUCAAAUACGUUAUACCAUCCCGGAGGAACUGAAGGAAGGUUCCGUGGUUGGAAAUAUCGCCAAGGACCUUGGUUUGGGAGUCGCAGAUAUUGCACAUCGCCAGUUACGGAUAGCCUCGGAGACUGGAAAACAGCAGUUCGAUGUGGAUUUGGUAAAGGGUGAGCUGGUCGUCAACGAGAGAAUAGACAGGGAGUCUUUAUGCGAAGAAAGCGUUACUUGUGUGUUGCCCUUGCAAGUUAUAAUUGAGAACCCAUUAGAACUGCACCGAGUGGAGAUAGAUAUUCAAGAUAUAAAUGACAACGCUCCAUAUUUUCACACAAAGGAGAGUGUAUUAAAUAUACCUGAAUCAAUUAGUGUACAGUCACGUUUUUCUCUGGAAAGCGCUGAAGAUCCUGAUGUAGGCAGUAAUAGUUUACGAUCGUACUCGUUAAAUAAAAAUGAAUAUUUCCUAUUGGAUGUAAAACAAGGACAUGACAGAAAAGUUCCAGAAUUGGUAUUACAAAAACCUUUAGAUAGGGAAAAUCAGUCUGUACAUGACUUAGUUUUGACAGCAUUUGAUGGGGGAAACCCAGUAAAAUCUGGGACAUCAGUGAUAAGAGUGAUAGUUCAAGAUAUUAACGACAACAGGCCAAAAUUUGAUCAGUCCUUAUACAAAGGAUCUGUGCGAGAAAAUGCUAAUCUCGGCUACAGUGUCAUAGCCUUGAGAGCAACUGACAUAGAUGAAGGUGUAAAUGGAGAGGUGCGAUACUUAUUUGGGGCACGGACCCCUGAAUCUGUGAGAAAAGCAUUUAGUAUAAACGCUGACACUGGGGAUGUAACGGUCAUUGGCGAAAUUGAUCACGAGGCAAGUAAAUCAUUCACUUUCGACGUGAGCGCUAAAGACAAAGGAACACCGGCUUUACAAGGCCAUACAUCGGUUCAGAUUGACAUACUUGAUGAAAAUGAUAAUGCGCCUGAGGUCAUAUUAACUUCAAAGCCCAGGCCGGUGAAUGAAAACGCGCCCGUUGGAACUGUUGUUGCUUUGAUAAACGUUAAAGACCUGGAUUCUGGUGACAAUGGCAAAGUAGAUGUGAAAGUGUCCCCUGGUUAUCCGUUUAAAUUAAAAGCGUCAUUUACUAACCAUUACUCAUUGAUAACAGAUGCACUAUUAGAUCGAGAGGUAAAUCCGGAAUACAGUGUAGAAAUAGUUGCCAAUGACAAUGGCUUUCCUUCACUUAAAACAAGCAAAGUCAUACCAGUCAAAAUCACUGAUGUCAAUGACAACCCACCAGUGUUCUCACAGCGUUACUAUAACGUGUAUGUUAAGGAAAAUAACCCAGCUGGAUCGUCAUUAUUUUCAGUGACGGCGACGGAUAGUGAUCAAGAUAAAAAUGGCAUGCUUGUUUAUUCCGUUCUAGAUUCAACAUUUCAAGACACUCCGAUUUCAUCCUAUUUUUAUAUUAACGCGGAGAAUGGCACUAUUUACAGUAUGAAUUCCUUUGACUACGAGAAAAUAAAAUUAUUCCAAGUAAUUGUUCAAGCGAAAGACCAGGGAUCUCCCUCUCUGAGCAGCAAUACAACCGUUCAUGUUUUUAUCCUAGAUCAAAACGACAAUGCCCCCUCUGUCAUUUACCCUUCCACAAUAAUGGGCUCUGUGUCUCAUCAGAGGAUGCCCCGCUCUGCUAAGACGGGGCACCUCGUCACCAAGGUAACGGCUGUGGAUGCUGACUCGGGCCACAACGCCUGGAUUUCCUAUAGACUCGCCGAAGCUACAGACUCGUCCCUGUUCGCUGUGAAUCUUUACACUGGAGAGGUGAGGACAAAACGCUCUGUUUCAGAGCAGGAUGACGCCUCUCAGAGACUGCUAAUAGAGAUCAAGGACAAUGGAGAGCCAGUCCAGUCCACCACAGUCACAGUGGACAUACUGAUAGAGGACGGACUACACGAACCCAUCUCAGACUUCAGACAAAAAGCCACUGAGAAAGACAAGAAAAAUAGUAAAAUCACCUUCUAUUUGAUUCUAUCGCUAGCAUCAGUGUCCGUACUAUCUCUGCUGACUUUUUUCAUACUUCUAAUUAAGUGUGCUAGAAACAGCAGAGACAGUGGUAGCUGCUGUAUUAGAAGAGAUUCUGAUGGAUACAAGAAUCCCAACAGAAACCUACAAAUCCAGCUCAACACUGACGGGCCUAUUAAGUAUGUGGAGGUUCUGGGAGGAGACAUGAUGUCUCAGAGUCAGUCGUUUGGGUCUUAUUUGUCUCCAAUGUCGGAGUUCAGUGACUUAACUCUUGUCAAGCCUAGCAGCACGCUUGACUUUAAGGAUACAUUACGUGGGCUUGAUGCGUCAUUGCCAGACAGUGCAUGGACGUUUGAAUGUCAGCAGCAAAAACCACCCAACAAUGACUGGCGCCUUCCACCGAACCAGCGACCUGGACCCAGUGGCCAGCACAGGUUCCACACCAUUCAACAGAGAUGGACCCCAUACGAAAAAUCGAGAGCGGGCCCCCUCCCUGAGGGAGCAGGUGUGGUUGCCGGCACUGGACCUUGGCCACAACCGCCCACCGAGGCGGAGCAGCUCCAAGCUCUCAUGGCCGGAGCCAACGCAGUGAAUGAAGCCACGGCGACCCUGGGGCCCCGCUACAACGCCCAGUACGUGCCCGACUAUCGCCAGAACGUCUACAUCCCCGGCAGCACGGCCACCCUGACGGCCAACCCACAGCAGCAGCAGCAGCCCCAGCAGGCGCUGCCCCCGCCUGCGGCCAUGCCCCCCGUGGACGUCCCCAAGGCUGCCCAGACCCCCGCCAGCAAGAAGAAGUCCACCAAGAAGGACAAGAAGUAAGCUGAGGGGGCAUGGUGUUGGAGGCGGCUAUAUGGUCCGAACGUGAUCUGAUAUGUCUCUCUAUCUACUCCUGACGGUGUGUUAGCGUUUGUUUCGUUCUUCUUUCACGGAUUUGUUUGAGAUUUUUAAAACAACAACAAAAAAAAAAAGCUUCAGAAAAAGAGAACCUCAGGCACUGAGGUUGUAGUAUUAUGCUGUACUUUGUUUAGAGAUGUUGUUGUCCUUUUUUUAUUUUUCCUUUUUCUGUCUUUAUUUAGUCGUAUGUAUACCAGUCUAUCUUGCUCUUUGGGCUUGACUUCAUAUUUUGAACAGCAAUUUCAAUCUUCAGUUAAGGUGAGGGUUGCAUGUGAUAGGGGAGAUGUAUUCACAUGGUAUUUCAAGACCUGUAGUUCAAAACAGGGAUGUGUAUCCCUAUUGUGUAAGAUAAUAUUACUGAGUGAGGUAAAAAAAAAAGAAGAAAAGAAAGACUAAAGAAUGAUUACAGGUCAUUUGUCAUGUAAAGGCUUUUAAUGUUCCUUUCUAAAUGAAAAAUAGAUGCUUCUUGUGGUGACAAGAAUGACAAUGACAAUGUUUUGUUAGACUUCUUACUCGAAGAGGAUGUGCCAUAGCUCAAGACAAUUGCAUGAUCCAAGAUAACCUAAGGAAUUAGACCCAUUAAGACUAUGCAGUGAAGCAGAGAUUUUUUUUUUAUGAACCUGAAUUGAUAUGAUCUAAAUUUGAGCUUGUUACACUAAUGGCAAGAGUCACCUUCAAUGUUUGAGUCAUAUACAAGAACCAGACCAAACUCAUGUUUAUAAGAUUAUUUUAGACAAACAUAGAUUUUAGUAGGACAAGAAGAGAUCAAUGUGAAGUCUGCACUGUUCCACUUGUAUUUAGACUUCAGCCCAACGGUUUCUCUCUCUCUGCAUGUACUGUUCUAACCUUAUGAACGUGCAUCACACCAAGUAUUGUAUGAACCUUGGAGUAGAGUUGGCUUGAUAUCGAAUGGGUUUUUUGUUAUCUAUCUUACCAUUUGAUUAGUGUUACGCCAUAUUGGCCCAAUCAAACAGGGCCUGUUCUAUGUGGUAGUGAUGGUCCAAUUGACAGAGCUCUACUAUCCUGAAGUGCUUGUGGGGAAAUUCUAUAUGAAGUUGUUAGGGAACUAGGAUUAGAAGGACUGGGUAAAGGAGGCAAGGGUUUUGGGGAAAUGGAUACUAAAUGGUGGGUGAACUGGAGAUAGAGACAAGACUCUCGUAGGACUGACAGGAGACACGGGAAACUCCAGAUCUGGAGUUGUUAGAAAAAAAGGAACAUUGGAAGAGUACUGAACAUGUUGACAGAGAAAAUAAAACAAAAACAUCAGACUAGCACACAAGGGAUUGAUGGUUUCCUUUCGCUGCAGAGGAAAGCGUUUCAGCUACACGUCAACCACUACAACACUUGCAUAAACUUGAGUAACAAUGUGGUUACUUGCACUGUAAUAAGAGCACACAUAGGCUUUUGGUGACAUUUACACCUAUGGCAAUACCUGCCACAUAGGCAGCAGUUGAGGCCACCAACAGGCUACACACACAAAAACGAUGGCUAUCCACUCUGACCUAGUGUUUUUUUUUGUAACAUUAACCCAGAAUGUUUGACACCUGCCUUUUACUCCACUACCCCAAGAGCACCACCACUCUACCCUAAUGUAUAUAAAUCACAUAGCCGGUCCGUAUGAGCUUCAGAGCCAGCAGGUUGGCAUCUACUGGAAUGUUUAGACUAUUUUUAAGAAAAACAAAGUAAAAUAAAAAAAGAUGAAAAAAAAAACUGUUAACCUCUUCAGAUUAUGUGUAGUGCUAUAGAAUGCGCAUUUAGGCCACAGACUAACCAACCUGUAAAUAAUCAAAUUUAAACUCUUGCAAAAGACACGCAGUUGUAGGCUUGAGGCUCGUGAAAUAUUGUGCAUAUUUUUGUGUUUUCCUCUCUAUCGCGUUCGCUCUCUCUCUUUGUCCUUCUCUGGUUUUCUUCUUUUUGAUCACGGAGACUUUGAAGAAUAACACAGCGCACUAAAAUGUCUUUGAGGUGUUUCCUCAUUCCUGUGUACUCCUUUCUGUGUUUGUAAUUUCAAUCAAUUGUUAGUGUUGCUGGAAUGCCAUCCCUGUCCAAAUGAAUAUAAAUAUAUAUUAAUGUGUGUCUUCUGCUGGAAUACUUAAUAUACUGUAAUAUCUUUCAUAUUAAAUGCGUAGAGCUUCAUGUUACACGUUUAUUUUAUAUGCUAAUAUUUAUAUUGCUGUUUAUUUGUUUAUGUUUUUCUUUAUUCCCUGAACACUGACAUUUCAAAAUAAAAGUUCAUUGGAGCUUU
Alosa alosa (allis shad) is the source of this 6340-nucleotide messenger RNA. RefSeq names its product protocadherin beta-15-like. Gene Ontology annotation, molecular function: calcium ion binding. Bases 1120 to 4020 code for a protein of 966 amino acids. The record is from RefSeq and is a predicted model, not a curated record. Lineage: Eukaryota; Metazoa; Chordata; Actinopteri; Clupeiformes; Clupeidae. Gene Ontology annotation, biological process: homophilic cell-cell adhesion. The transcript has 5 exons. Gene Ontology annotation, cellular component: plasma membrane.